Molecule: messenger RNA, 1350 nt
Organism: Geosmithia morbida
Lineage: Eukaryota; Fungi; Ascomycota; Sordariomycetes; Hypocreales; Bionectriaceae
Exons: 2
Coding region: 1-1350 (449 amino acids)
Source: RefSeq, a predicted model, not a curated record
AUGAUAGCCUCCAGUCUGUCUGUCAGCAGCCCAGAGGAAGCCGUGGUCAUCUCAGGCGCCUCCCCGCCGUCAUCCGCGCGACGCGUCACCCCAGCCGUCAACAACGAAUCGGCCCUCACCCGGGUGGGCAACGGGGACUGUCAGAUCCCCCGACCUGGAGAGGAUGCGGGUGCGAGCGCGGACAAGGCCAUCAUCGUCGAGAGCAUCAUCCAGGACGAAGCGAUGACGCGGCUCAGCACGGCUGAACUGUACGGCGGAGUAGUGCGGAGAGAAGUGCCGUUCAUUCCGACCGAGUAUCUAGCAGGCGACGACGACUCGGCUCUGUCGCCGGUACUGAGACAUUGCGUCCGACUGGCGGGCAAGCUGUCGCUGGCGACUCGCUGCGGGGGCCUGUCGGACACGGACCUGCACGAGCUGCACACUCUCCUGGCCAGCCGAUGCGUCGUCGACCUGUCCGACUGCGCGGGCCUGAUGCUCCUUCUGUCGCGGAUACAGCCAGACAGCCGACUCGUCGACAGGGUCCUCCUACCGCUAUCCACGUCCAACGCCCCGCUGGAGAACACCCCGAUGCCCAUCGCCGUGGGCUGCCUGACAUCGUACUCGUGGCUAUCCCUCGUCGGGUUCGCCCCGCUCCCCACCUUACCUCCAUUCAAGCCCUCUACGAUCCUCGACUACCGAGAUACGACCGAGCCCGGCACCUGGGCACCGCACUACCUCAAGCUGACGCACCUGGCGGCAUCAUUCGUCCACCUGCGUCGCACCACCCAGGGCAGAGGUAACACGCCUGACACGACGGUAGCCUGGGCCGAGCUCGAGUACACGACGCUUCUCAACGUCGCCCAGAUGCCGUCCGAAUACCUCGACGUACGUGACGACAUGCCUGCCACGCCCGCCGCCACGAUCACCCACAUGCUGCAGACGCUCGUGUUCCUGCGUAUAUACCAGCACCUGCUGUACCACAACCCUUCCCUGGGCCAGGCCAUCGGUCUGCGGCCCGUCCCCGGAGUCAUCCACUUCAUAUGCGCGCUCGCCCGGUCCGUCUUCAUAUGCCCGUCUGUCGUCAUCAACCACUGGCCUAUACUGGGGGACAUACAGGCUACCACCGUCGAGGUCCUGCUCGACAUGUGGAAGCUCACCAAGGCGGGAAACUGCCGGUCGCUUCUGAAUCUGUGGAAGCCCGUGGGCACCCGCUUCGACGGUCUGGCCCGCCACGUCAGGGACCAGAUCGGCAGCGGGCCCUGGGAUGUCGAGAUGAUUGACGGCUAUUCCGUCUUUUGGAUGUUUCGCGAUCUGAGAAGUCUGAGCCUCGAGGGCCAUAUGCGAAAACCGGACGGGGCUGCUGCAUCAUAG